UUUUAGUGCGAUUCUGAAAGGUUGGAAAAAAAAAAGAUUUACAAAGCUCAUCUCUCACUCAUCCUUCUCCUCCUCCCUACUACACCAAUACAAGAUGAUUUCCUCAACCUGUUGGGUGCCUAGAGGCUACGCCUCCGAAUUCCCUGAAAAGUACGAAUUGGAUGAUGCCGAAAUGGAAAGAAUCACUGCCAUGGCCAAUUUGGAAUUGAAUGACAGAAGAUUAGAAGACGAAGUUGAAGAUGAUGAUGAAGAAGAAUCAAAGCCAUCAUUGCAAGACCAAAUAGAACAAGACGACGACUUGAAAGAGUACGACUUGGAAAACUAUGACAAUGAAAACAACGACGAUGAAGAAGGUCAACAAGUAACGAUGUUCCCAGGCUUAUCCACCUCUGAUGCUGCCAUCCAUGGUAAGGAAGGUGAAGAUCAAUAUUUAACUUUACCAACCGAUGAAGAUUUGAAGGAAGAAAAAUUGGAAUCUCAAAUCUAUCCAACUGAUAACUUGGUAUUGGCAACCAGAACUGAAGAUGAUAUCUCAUACCUUGACGUUUAUGUGUACGAUGAUGGUGCAGGUGCUCCAGAUGGAGCUGAUGAAGAAGAAGAAGAUAAGUUUGAUGCCGAUGUGGCCAAGGGACUUGUAAGAGAAUCCAACUUGUACGUUCAUCACGAUCUUAUGUUGCCAUCUUUCCCUUUGUGUGUCGAAUGGAUAAACUAUAAGCCUGGUCAAUCUGAAAAUAAUGAUAACAACAUAGGUAACUUUGCUGCCAUUGGUACCUUUGAUCCUCAAAUUGAAGUUUGGAACUUGGACUGUAUGGACAAGGCUUUCCCAGAUUUGAUUUUAGGUGAACCACAUGAAAACUCUGCCGCUGGAUUGAAAAAGAAGAGUAAGAAGAAGAAGAAGUCCAAGCAACACGUGACUACACACCAUACUGACGCCGUUUUAUCGUUGUCUCAUAAUAGAGUUCACCGUAAUGUUCUUGCUUCCACAUCUGCUGAUCAUACUGUCAAGUUGUGGGAUUUGAACAAUGGUACUGCUGUCAGAUCUUUAGAUACCAUCCAUGAUCAAAAGACUGUCUCAUCUUCUCAAUGGCACGCUCAAGAAGCCUCCAUUUUAUUGACUGGUGGUUACGAUGGUACUUGUGGAUUGACCGAUGUUAGAAUCUCUGACGUUAGUCAAAUGUCCAAGAACUAUUCUGUUUCUAGAGGUGAAGAAAUUGAAAACGUCAGAUGGGGUCAUUCGCUGCAACCAGAACUUUUCUAUGCUGGUACUGACAAUGGUAAUGUGUACUGUUUCGAUGUCAGAUCUGUUGAAAAGCCAGUUUGGACUCUUCAUGCCCACGACGUGGGUAUCUCGUCUUUGGACGUAAACGCGCAUAUUCCAGGUAUGAUCACCACUGCUGCUAUGGGUGAAAAGACUGUGAAACUUUGGAAAUGUCCAACCGCUGGUGGUUCAGGAGGACCUUCCAUGGUUUUAUCCCGUGACUUUGGUGUUGGUAACGUUUUGACUUCAUCCUUCGCUGGAGAUAUUGAAGUUGCUGGUAACUUGACCAUUGGUGGUGUUAGUGGUGCAUUGAAAAUGUGGGAUGUUUUAUCCAAUAGAUCUGUUCGUCACACUUUCCGUAGUGAAUUGAGAGACAUGCAAAAGAAGGCCAGACAAGAUGCCAAGGAAGCUGGACGUGCUUCUAGAAUCGCUAGAAAAUACGCCAAUGAUGCCUCUGGUGAAAACGUCAUGACUGUUGAAGCUGGUGGAUUGGAGGAUGAAAGUGAUUCCGAUGAAGGAGAAGAACCUGUUGCCAUGGACGAUGAUGAAGAAGAAGAAGAAGAUUAGGUUACAUUUCUUUAAACAUGUACAUU
[Candida] anglica is the source of this 1851-nucleotide messenger RNA. The record is from the annotation of a GenBank genome assembly. NCBI's taxonomy places the organism in Eukaryota, Fungi, Ascomycota, Pichiomycetes, Serinales, Debaryomycetaceae.